This is a messenger RNA of Symbiodinium sp. CCMP2592, 6786 nucleotides long. Lineage: Eukaryota; Dinophyceae; Suessiales; Symbiodiniaceae. The record is from the annotation of a GenBank genome assembly.
AUGCGCUUCAGACAGUACAAGAAAACUGUUGCGAGAAGAAAAGAACGAGCUGCUACACAGCGGAGCGCUCCGCUUAGCAGACGCGUCAUCCUUAGCUGCAGAUUUGUCGCUGGUGUUCGCCUUAGAGGUGCCAGGCUCAGAUGUAGAAUUAGGACUCGUCUUUUGCAACUUGAACGUUUGAAGUGGAAGCUUCAGGGCCGCACAGGUGGCUCGGGCCGUAAGCUGGGCUGUGAGCAGGCCCCUGAAGCACUCGACGCUGAGACACAGCUUGCGCCUUGGCCUCCUUCCGUGGUCCCGACCUCUGAGUGCAAGUGGUACACCAGGGUUUGGGAGGCCGUCUGGGUGUGGUACUCCGCGUUGUUCUUCGACCCGUUUUGUGGCACGCGAGUAGGAGAGGCCUCGCACCCAGGCCCUGGAGGUUUGGCUGCGGCCAGGAGAAAGAAAACGCAACUUAAGGACACGGGCCUCAACCAGAAAGCACUGGAAGCCAUCGUUCAAUCGGUGCUUCUCGUGCUUGAUAAACGUCAGGCUGCCAGUGACGCUGCUUGGUGGCCUCAACAGCCCCGCCGCGGGGUACGACAGUGGCAGAGUGCUCAGGCAGCACAUAGCUACUGGGGCGAGUGGUCUGAAGACAGCCAAGACAGCGACUACAACUGGAAGUGGUGGGAACCAGCUUGCAUCACUUCUUCCUCUUGGCAGGGUCAAGACCCUGAAACGGGAUGGUGGGAUCCCGAAGCUUGGACCUCUUGGUGGGCUGAUCCCCACUACCAAGGUGUGAGCUACACGGACGAGGGUCUCUACGCCUCAGGUGACCAGGCCGAUGAACCGGCCACUUGGGCGUCCGCUCCCGUUUCUCAGCCUCCUCGGAGGCAGACUGGCUCCUGUGCGGGCCCUCCACCCAAGGAGGCUUCCGAAGGAGGGCCUAAUAAGAAGCGCAAAGUUGACCCCCAACAGUUCCCUGAGCUCCCCAAGGUCAACGCUCCUUCGAAGAGUAGCAAGUAUGCUCUCCGCAUCGAACCUUCCGAAUGGAACUCUGAAAUCGUGCUGACUACGGUCCCUCAGAUUCAAAAGGCCUUGGAAGAAGGAGCGGAACUCCCUGGUAACCUCGUUGUCAGUCGCAGUUCCACCUGCCUCGAAAGCCUUCUCAACCUUGUUGGUGCUUUCGAAAUCAGUGAAUCCCUCUCUUUUGCUGAAGUGACUCAGGCACAGGGCUCCGGGCCCUCUGUGGCAGUCUGGUUUAGGCCCUUUAAGGACUCCCCGAAGCCUGAAAGGGUUCAAGUCCGGGUCCGCCAACUCACGGCGACUCCGGGCCCCGAGCCCAAACCGCCUUUGACAGUUGCUAUCAAGGUCAAACCAAAAGUCGAGAUGACUACUCUGCGACUGCUUGCGCCGAGACAGUACAGACAGAUCUUCCUUGGCUCUUCCACUCAGGACACACCGGUUACCGUUAUCUCAGCUUGGGCUAGCAUGCUGGGAUGCAAGGUCAAUGAACUGACGGGAGGCACAUGGGAGACGUUGCAUCUUCCCAGAGGCUCAUGCCUCUCAGGUCACGUGAGGGUUCCGCUGGCUCUGGGUCGCAAAGCCGCUUCGCUCAGUGGAAAGAGGGGCCUCUUUUCGACUCUCGUCUCGAAAGGUGAGACGAAAAGCCCGGUCGCCUGGAUGCCGCUUGAUCAGGACGUCGAUGAUGAGCAAUACUUUCGGGUUGCUAGUGCCUCUGCUGAGGCGCAGGGAUGUCCUCUCGUUUUGCGCCAGUCCAAACGUGCUGAUCUUGGAGUGGUCGGAGGGCAAUGCUUCCAAGGUCCCAGGCCGAGACACUACAUUCUCCACGGUGCGGCUCGUGCUUGGUCGCAGGAGGACGUUGCCGAAUUCUUCGAAUCGGCCAACUGGACUGAAGUUGAGGUUCUUGCUCGUAGACGUAGCUGGUCAAAAAACAAUACUCCCGAGUGGGUUGUCAAGGCCCUGCCUCCUGAAGGUUCCCAAGGCCCCUCGUGGUCGUACUCCGAUGUCGACUCAUACCUCACUAUUGCUGAGGAGCCUCACCGUAAAAAGAAGCCUGUUGAGAGCGUCAAGGUCCAACCUCCCAAAAAGAAGUGGAUUGACCGGCCCCCCAAUAGGUCUGCUAGCAUUCAACCUACGCAAAUCGACCUUUCGGAUGACGACGAGGAAAGCGCUUCCGAGACCUUGCGAGCUACUGGGGCUACUACGGCUAAAGCUGAGACGAGAGCUAGAUCCAGAUCGCCCAAGAAAGAAAAGAGUAAACCUGCCAAGCAUGUUGCUGCUGCCAGGAAGUUCACACCCGAUGAGACACUCCUUCAGGACCUGGGGCCGUGGCUUCUGCAGGAAGCGGGCGGAACUGGUGACUGCGGCUACCGUGCCACAGCCACUGCACUGCAAGUCAACCAAGGCAAACCGGCUUUAACUGAUGAAGAUCUCAAGCUUCAAGCUUCAACACUGCGGCUCCUUGCCGUCACACACAUGAGUAAGCAUAAAAAGAAGUUUGAGGAGAGCUUUUCCCCGGACCCUGACGAAUGCCCUGAUGUGUGGGGUGGUCACGAGGCUCCAGGUGAUUUCGACUCCUACUUAAAACUCGCGCCCAAGCGCGAAGUGUGGAUUGAUGAGCUUCAGUUGAGAUCUCUUGCCGAAAGACUGGGCUCACCUAUAGUCGUAUGGGCCUUCAAUAGCAGCUGCGGCACUUGGUUGAGGUCAGUGUAUGCGCCCUUCUGGGCUAAUGACACUGCUCAGGCUGCCAAAAAGCAGCGACCCAUCGUACUCGCCCUCAGGGAUCGUCAUUACCGUGCCUUGGUUCCGGCAGAUCCAGCUGUCGCUGUGCCGGAGUCUUGGCUGUGGCGCACUGAGUACACGGGUACUGACAAGCUUAGAGGGGACCAGCGAGACUGGGAAUGCCCGAUCUGCCGAGUUGGGCUCCCCAAACUUGAUCGCAAUGUCAAGACUGCGAGCAUCGAACUUCAUAGAAGCUCGGUUCAUCCCCGCAUGUCUCGCAAACGGAUGUAUGCCAAACGUUGGCAUAAUUGGAAGGAGGUGCAAUACCUCAAAGAAGGACGGAGCAAGAUCUCUGACAAACUCAAAGCUGCGUGCGAUCGUAGUUCUUCCACCAAGGAGUUUGGGGGACAUGAUGUCCGCAGAUUGGAUGCUCCUGAUCUCAGAUCUGGUCGUGGCAGGUACUUGACUUGCUCCAAGUGCAGGCUUCGGGGCCAUGCCAUUACCACGUUCACCCGGGUUAAGUGUCUCGGAAAGCCGGUUCCUGUUACUGGGUCUAGCCGCACGUGGUGGGCCAAGCACAGGUCUUGUGAUGUGAAGUCACUCCUCGCCGCCUGGAAAGUUUCGUUUGAGCAGGCAGACAGCUAUUUUGGUUAUGUUGACUGCGAGGGCCGCUUGCCCAAUGCACCGAUCUUGUCUAAGGAGCAGGCUAAGGGGCACGUCCUCUGCUACGUCGAUCUCGGGGAGCAUGCUGAAUCCUCUAAAUCCACUAAGGUCCUCAGCUGCCUUCGGUGUCGCUUCAUCCGGCAUAACCUCAGCAGGCUCAUCGAGUGCAGAGGACCUUCUGAGGUUUGUCGCGUCACCCAGACUGUUACCAAGGCUCAGCUUACCGCUGCCUACAACGGGGUUCGAUUUGAGGCCUCCCACCCAGGACCCACUCAGGCUUCACCCUCUGGUCAGGGUGAGAACGUCGUCGUCACUGAGGAGCCAAUCCGACCCUUGUCUGCAAAAGUGGUCUCGUGCAACGUAGGGGGCACUUCUGGUGCCUACGCAGCUGUCAAAGAGUGGCUUUCUACUGACGUUCACGACGUUGUUCUGCUGCAGGAGCUUUGCAUGUCUGAUGCGCAAUGGAGUACUUUUCAGCGUAAGGCACAACGUUGGGGUUUCCAAGCUUACUACCAGAAAGGGGGCGCCAGUCGUGAUGGGUGGGGCAACCCCACUGUCCGUGGUGGCGUUGCCGUGUUCGCGUCUAAGCGCCUGUCUCAGCGGCUGGUGUUCAGCGAUGCUCGCCAGCACUCUCAGCUCUUGAUUGUCGCCGUCGGUGGGGUCCACUUCGGGAGCAUGUACGCCCCCCCAGGGUACGAAGGCUUGCCUCAAGACGAGCUCUGCGAGCUUCUCACUCUCUACAAUAGGACUGAUCUUGCGGCCGCGGCUCAAAGGUGGGUCAUCGGUGGUGAUCUUAACGAAGAGUUUUCUGAUUCCGCGAUCAUUGAUCACGCCGGGCUUUUUGGGGGUCAGGCCCUUAGGCUCGGCCGUUCCACUCGUUGGGAUAGCAAUCGUGAAAUCGAUUUUUUCCUCGUCAAUCGGCCUGCCGAGGUUCAAGCUUUGCGUGCGGGUCAAAUUCGUGUUUCUGACCACGUGUCGUUGCACACCAGCAUCCAGUUGCGGUGUCGCGAGUCUCGCAGAGGCAUGCUUCGCACUACGCCUGACUUCUCCAAACCUUCUGGGGUCACUGCCAAACGGUGGAGACAGCUUCUUGAUGAGGCCUGGCAGGCCAAUCCUGAGGUCCCCAGCUUCCUCUCUAGUCUUUCGGGGCCUGUCCACCCUGAUGAAGAGUGGUGGUCCUUUCAGGGCCUUUUGCAGGCUGCUUUUCUCGAGGCCCUGCGAAGGGCUAAGCAGGAGGCUACUGCUGACAGCGCAAAUGACCUUGACCUGCGACUGCGAACCGCUAAGGGCCACAAAGGGCGGCCUGGCCAGCACCUGUGGCUGCAAUGGUCAAGCCGUGGCCCUGAGCUUGACACAGCCUCCUUUCAGCUUCGAAAGAAGCGCAAAGCUCUCGCUAGAGCCUGUGAGCUCUCCAGGCUUCGUCGGUCUGGCUUGCCUCAGGAGGACCCUCAGGUCGUUAAGCUGCUUCGUCGUUUACCCAUUCAGAAAGCUGACUUGGGCACCUUGGAGCUGUUCAUACGUAAUACUUCUAGUGAGGUUCAGAAGCAAACGCUUGAAGAGAAACGAGCUGCUAUCUCUCGCUGGAAACGCAACAUGAUCGAGGACCCCAAGGCCCUUGGCAAGUGGCUUCGUUCUAAAGAGGAAGAAAAGGAGCGCCUGGGCAAGACCUUGCGCACGCUGCGCUUGCUGGCUACUGCUCAGCUGCCUUUUAGGCAGUACCACGCUGCCGUUGCCACCUAUGCUAUGCCCAAGGCUAGCUAUGGGUGGUUCGGCGACGGCGUAUGUCGCUUGGCCAACAAGUUCAUUCGCGGUAUUCUCCUCGGUGGGUGCUCGCACCUUGAGCUCCUUGCUACUCGGCACUUGUUGUCUGCAGUCACGGCCUCGGAUGACCGAAGUGUGCAGAGAUGGAAUGGGCCUUGGGUGCUUGUGCACAGCUCCGGCCACCGCCUUGAUCUCAGAAUCGGCCUUGCUCCAUUUGCAAACCCAGUUCUCCGUUUCUGUCGAGACUGGGGUGGACUGUUGACUCAGGACAUGCUUCUCGCCGUGCUCAGGUCGGCUGCGCUCUUGCUCUUGAUCGCGGCGUUCUCCGGCCUCUCCUUCGGUGUCGUCGGUAGCGCUGACGUCAAGUAUGCUCCUGGCCGCGUCUAUGACGAGGAUUCCGGCAUUUUCUCACCCGUAGACUACGAGGCCGCACUAAACCCCACCACGAGCCUGUCACCGCACGACGGCUCGGCGGACGUAAGCAUGGAGAAGGACGUUGCAUACACCGGUGCCACGCAGUUCGUCUGGCGGAAUGUGCUGAUUCCGGCAGAGUGCUUGGCUAGGUGUCGAAAUGACGCUCGCUGCCGCGUUUGGGUUCUUGACACCCAGUCGUAUGAGUGUAGCCUGAAAUGGGUGGAGCCGAACGAACGCGUUCAGAAGGUUUCGAAACCAGGGAGCGUGAGCGGCCUGCCGUUUCAGUGGAACAAGCCACAUAGCAUCUUCUGCUAUGCAGUCAUGCGCCCGGGCACCUACGAGCAAGGAUUGCUCUCCUGGCAGUACCAGAACAAGGCCAACAUCUUCGCGUGCGAUGAGUGGGCUGUUUACAGCAGCCAGAAGGUUCAGGUCGUGGAGGGUGCUCUUGAAUCUGCAGUGGUCGACUCCGACCUCAAGUGCGAGAUGGGCGGAGAGUUCGGUACUGCCCUCAACACGGAAAUCUUCUUCAAGGUGUGGGACAAGGUCUACGAGGACAAGCGUUACCUCUUCCACGAAUGGAUUGUCAAGGUCGAUCCGGAUUCUGCGUUCUUUGUGGACCGCUUGCGGGUGACGGUAGCCUACUACCACGACAUCAAGGGCGGCAUCUACUUCAACAACUGCAAAUUCGGCAUGCACGGGCCCAUCGAAGUCUUCUCGCAAAACGCUGUGGAAGCCUGGCGAAAAGGCCGCCACCACUGCGUGCAGCACUUCAACAGGCUUUGCUCUGGCCCAUGCCUGUGGGGUGAGGACAUGUUCAUUGACCAGUGCCUGAUGAAGGUGCUGGACGUGAAGCGUGUCAAUGAUUGGAACCUGAUCAGCGAAGCUCAUUGCGAUUCUCCGGACUGGCCAGAAUGCCGAAAUGGACGCGUCUGUUUCCAUCCCUUCAAAGACCUGGUUUCCUACAAAAGGUGCAUGGCAAAUGCCACUGCCAAGGGUUGGUCGGCCGGCGAAUGCUUCCCUCCGAAGGCCUGUUUGGAACCUUGUGUCGGAGGCGCAGAGCAGCUGCCAAAGAGCGGCUGCAUGUUUCACCCAGUCCUUGGCACGGCUCUUUUCGCGGCAAUGCGCGCGCGCCUGUGCGGGGCAGGGGCAUCGGUCGCAACAAAGGGGCAUGUAUGUCGCCGCUUGCAGUACCAGGUGUCCUUCAAUCUGGUGUCUAGAACUGGCUAG